Messenger RNA from Glycine soja, 2861 nucleotides. RefSeq names its product transcription factor SAC51-like. The record is from RefSeq and is a predicted model, not a curated record. The transcript is spliced from 4 exons. The coding region runs from base 1013 to 2089 and encodes 358 amino acids. Lineage: Eukaryota; Viridiplantae; Streptophyta; Magnoliopsida; Fabales; Fabaceae.
GUCUUGUGGGUUGGAGUUUCCACAUCCACUUUCCACCUUUGACUGUAGCCAUUCACGCUUGUUCCUCUCUUCUUUGUCCUUCCUCACCCGCUUCAACCUUUUCACUCCUCUCUCUCUCUCUCUCUCUCUCUCUUUCUCUAACCUUUCAGUUAUCGGAUUCAUCUCCAUUCUCGAUCUCUUCUCAGUUCUCUCUCUAUUCUAAGUUGGUGAGUAGUUUUGGGUGAAGGAGAAGAAGGAGUGGCUUUAUCUUUUUGUGGGGAAGGAUACAGCAGCAUGCGGUGGUGGCUUAGUCUUUCUGUUGAUGUAUUCCGCAAAGGGAUUUCGUUGAAUCUGUAUUGCAAAGUGAUUCUGUAAUUUGUGUGCUGUGGUCUAAACCUUUCUUAAUCUUCUCUUUAAACCGUUUCCAUGGGAUCCAAUUUCUUUGUUGUUCUUCCUUGCUACGUCCGUCAGAUCAGCUGAAGGGUAGCAUUAGCAAACACAAAUUCAUCUUUCACUCUCUAAAAAAAAUCUGUUAAUUAGCCUUUUUUUUUUCCUUUUCUAGGAGUGUUGAGUUGUUCCUGUUUGUUUAGAAUUUUAGGCAUCGUUUAUUUGGUUUCAGUCAAAUUCAAAACCUGUUGUUGUCGUGGAGGUGAUCAGAUUAAUAAUUGUCCUAAGGAAAAGUGUGGUUCUUGCAUUUUGAAUUGAAGAGGGUUGGGAAAAGUAGUUAUGGUGUGCCAAGCAGCGAGCCAAACGAGAUUUCGGGCAUUGAAACAUGAAAAUGGAAUCGCCGGGAGCUCCACCAUUAUAGUUAAAGUUAUAGCAUGUUUUCAACCUCUCCGAGAAUGCCAGGUUUUCGAUGCUGAAUAUUUCCGUCAUUUGCUCAAACCUGUGACGUAAUUGUUUUGCCUUGAUUCGUUUGGGUGGGUUAAACCGGUUCUUUUAUUUGUUUUCCUUGUUCGUGAAACAAAGUACCUUUUGUAACAAAUAGCUUUUGAGUUGGAAUCGUUUUUCUUCAGGUGAUUGUUCUGAUUGAAUGGGAGGAGAUUGUGGAACCUGGGCACCACAUCUAGAAUCACCAAAUUUGAAUCUCCUUGACACUGGGAAGCCGGUUGGUAUUUCUGCAGCUAUGAACCCUGGCUUUAAUAUGGUCUCUAGCAAUGCUACGGUGCCUGCUUUCGGAUCCUCUACAGUGCCUCAUUUGCAGUUAGGACAUUCCUAUGAACCCAGUGGUUGGUCUUAUUGUUUGCCCUGCUUUCCACAGGGAUUUGCUCCUGCUCUGAACUUCAAUGCUGAGGGAAACCCUCCUGCUGACCAUGUAAAAACUUUUGGGGACAAAAUUGGUCCCUAUGGUGAAUCCAGUUCCCUUCAGAAACAAAUUCUUGUUAUUGAUCAGACGGGUGGUCAAACAACUAUUGUUUAUAGCUCCAGGUUUGGCAGUCCUGGUGAGUGCCUUGCUUCUUGGCAUUCAAAACUGCAUGGUGCUAACUAUUUGAGGGGGAACGAACCUUCUUUCAGAAGAGGUUUGAAUUUGAAUUUGAACUUGAAUAUGACUGAGCCAACUUUGGCUGAUAAAGUAGAUGAGAAUCCGGGAACUAGCAUUGAAAGUGAGAUGCAUGAAGACACCGAAGAAAUUAAUGCAUUGCUUUACUCGGACAGCUAUGGCUAUUCUACCCAGGAUGAUGAUGAUGAAGUUACUAGCACAGGGCACUCUCCGAGUACAAUGACCACUCAUGAUAACUGUGAAACCUUUAGGAGGGAUACCGCAGAAGAAGUUGCAAGCUCUGCCAGGAAAACCAAGAAGAGGAAGCUAUUGGAUGGCUAUUAUGAUGACAUACAACUCAUUGAUACUGCCAGUUCUCAGAAUCUGAACAAGUCUUCUGCAACGGGAGAUGAUGACGCAGAAUCAAGAUGUUCUAGUAACAUCAAUGAAGGAUCCUUGUCUGGCAAUAAGAAGAUUAAAAAGGAGAAGAUACGCGAUGUUCUGAGCAUUCUGCAGAGCAUAAUUCCUGGUGGAAAGGAUAAGGAUCCGGUCAUGCUUCUUGACAAUGCCAUACAUUGCUUAAAAUCCUUGAAACACAAGGCUCAAGCACUCGGACUUGAUGCCUUGUAAGUUGGAGAAUUAUUACCCACACAGUGUUACUAUUUGUCAUCUAAGUAGUACUUUAUAGUGUAAGUUCUGUUGAUUUGCUUGUUGUUCAUACUUCAUGGAGUCUGCAAAAUAAACAAGGUCAUGGUUGUCAAGGAAUUUGUGCUCAGCAACAUAGGUGUUACGUGUGAAAUACUGAGUAAAGUUGUCUUCUAAAGCCCUUUCUGAGUUGGAAAUAUAGUCAGUGUAACCUAUGUUAAGCAUUGUGUAAGGAAAGACGGAAGUGUUCAGUGUAUCAAGCGCAAUAAAGGAACUAUGAAUCAUUAUUCAUUAGUCCGUGUCUUAGACUAAAGAGAAAGUAGCACUCACACCAUAGCAUGGUGAGUGAACCAUUUUGAAUGAGAAGGGUGUGGUUGGUUAUUCCAGAUAAGGGUCCCAAAAACGAGUGCACGCUGAUAUGGGGCCCAAACUUGCUUCCUCUUUUUGUAUCCUAGUCAUGUUAGAGAGAAAAUGAAGAAAUUUUUUUCACUGGCUGUGAGAGAUCGAGGUAACUUGGUGCGGUUGGCUCGGGCACACUCGUUCACAAGUUUCCACCGGGAUAGUUACAGCAGUGUAGUGUAGGACGCAUGUGGGAAACAGAUAUUUGUGUUCUGAGUUGUGCCCUACUUACUACUUUUAUGGGUUUGUGUUGUGUGUAUCGUAAUUGAUGUAUGACUAUGGACUACUACUUAAAGAGGAUUGGAUGAUAUGUCUUUGGUUGGAUGUUAUUUAAUGUGAAUGGUGUUACUGUUGUCUU